Molecule: messenger RNA, 767 nt
Organism: Hydractinia symbiolongicarpus
Lineage: Eukaryota; Metazoa; Cnidaria; Hydrozoa; Anthoathecata; Hydractiniidae
Exons: 3
Coding region: 51-536 (161 amino acids)
Source: RefSeq, a predicted model, not a curated record
UUAAAGUAAUUUUGUACUUUCUUGUUUACUACAAGACGAACAAGUCAGGAAUGGAGUCCAAGCUUUGGUAUUUGUGUUGGACAGCACUUCUAAAUUCAGGUGUUACUGCCAAAACAUUUGAAUGCAGAUCCCUAGCCACCAUUGACGUUACUCCAGAAAGACGAUAUAUUGCGGAUGUGAAGAUAUACGAACCAACAGAGCACACCCUCAUCGCUUCGUUGUAUCCAAACAUGAAAAUUUUCACAAACACAAGUUACACAGAGAAAUCAAGGUUGUUUUGUUAUACGUUCAGCACAAAGGCAAACUGCAGUCCAACGAACGCAAACAUGACAACGAUCAUUGAUUUUAGCACCAACAUCACCUUGCCAAUAAAUCAAUAUUUAUAUAUAACCACUACCUUCACCCAUGGCGCGAUAAAAAAGAUUAAUCAGACAUUGCCAUGCGUUCCAGUUAUCAUAACAUCUUCUGGCAUCAAAUUAAAUGGAGCAAUGGUGAUGCUGAUGGCAAACGUGUUCUUUUUCAUUAACAUGCUGUAAAGAGACUACGAAACGGACUGGCAAUUUUUAAUUCAGUGGCUAACACUGAAAUUGAAUGAUUUGGGCACUAAGUUUAUCAGCACUGUUUGUGUUUUUUAUUGUUUUUUUAAAGGGUUUGUUUAAACAGUUUUUAAACAGUUUAUUUGAAAAAAACUUGUUUUAGCAAAAAAGAGUGUAUAUUUUGGUUAUAACUCGUUAUAAAUUAAUAAAUAUAACAAUAUAAAUGUCAGA